AUGAACAAUAAUACAUUUGGCUCAGACAGAUAUGAAAAGCUACUUAAAGUAGGUGAAGGAACAUAUGGUGAAGUUUACAAGGCUAAAGACAUUCAAAGCUCUGAAAUUGUUGCUUUGAAGAAGAUUAAAUUAGAAAAUGAAGAUGAAGGUGUCCCUUCAACUGCUCUAAGAGAAAUUUCAAUACUUAAAGAGUUACAACCACAUCCCAACAUCGUUUGCAUGCAUGAAGUUAUUUAUCAACCCUAAGAGAAGAAGUUAUACCUUGUAUUUGAAUUUGUUGACUAAGACCUUAAAAAAUUCUUAGACUAAUACCGCAAAGAUAAAAAACUUUAACUUCGUCCUUACCAAAUCAAACUCAUGAUGUAUCAAAUUUUGAAUGGAUUGAAUUUCUGCCACAGCCGUAGAAUUAUUCAUAGAGAUUUAAAACCCUAAAACAUUUUAAUUGAUGCUAAGGGAAAUAUUAAGAUUGCUGAUUUUGGUUUGGCUAGAGCAUUUGGUGUUCCUAUCAAGACUCUUACUCAUGAAGUUGAAACUCUUUGGUACAGAGCUCCCGAAAUUCUUUUAGGCUAAAAGGCUUAUAGUCUCGGAGUUGAUAUUUGGAGUUUGGGUUGCAUCUUCCACGAAAUGGUUGAAAAGAGAGCUCUCUUCAUGGGUGACUCUGAAAUUGAUUAAAUAUUUAAAAUAUUCUAAUACCAUGGUACUCCUACUGAGUAGACAUGGCCUGCUUUGAAGGAAUGUCCUUACUUUAAACCUAUAUAUCCUCGUUUCAAAACUGCUGAUCCUAAGACUUACUUUAAGAAUUUCUGCGAUAAAGGAUUUGACCUUAUUUAAUAGAUGAUUGCUCUUGACCCUGCUAAAAGAAUAUCAGUAAAGGAUGCUCUCAGACAUCCCUACUUUGAAGAUCUUAGCAGAGAAGAUAUAGCUAAAUUUGAGCCUAAUUAAGUUCAUAUGUACUGA
Messenger RNA from Tetrahymena thermophila SB210, 957 nucleotides. RefSeq names its product cyclin-dependent kinase-like Serine/Threonine kinase family protein. The transcript is spliced from 3 exons. The record is from RefSeq and is a predicted model, not a curated record. Lineage: Eukaryota; Ciliophora; Oligohymenophorea; Hymenostomatida; Tetrahymenidae. Gene Ontology annotation, cellular component: cytoplasm; nucleus; cyclin-dependent protein kinase holoenzyme complex. Gene Ontology annotation, molecular function: ATP binding; cyclin-dependent protein serine/threonine kinase activity; cyclin binding. Gene Ontology annotation, biological process: G1/S transition of mitotic cell cycle; signal transduction; protein phosphorylation.